CUUUUGAAAAAAAAAACAAACAAAAUCAGUUCAUUUACCAAACUAUGGACAAAAUAUUGCAUUUGAUGACAAAACAUUAAGUAUAUUUACCCAGGCGAGCAAUGAGCACACACCAAUGCCCCAAAUAUUCGAGUGACGACGACGUCGAGAUAUUGAAAGAUGCAAUGGAGGAGCUGCAAAAAUAAGCUUGAAAAGAUCCUAAAAAACCAAAAUGACUUUUGCAAGGUGGAACUGGACUAUUUUCCCGUGUAUGAUCCCGACGAGCUUUCCAAUCUGGAUGCGAAUCUUUCAAAGCCGGGCAAUAGCACAAAACGCUCAUAUUAUUCACCGCAUCCUGAGGCCAGAAGGUCGAAUAGAACCGCUGAAAAACAAUUUGUCAAAGAUGUUCAACUACGAUAUUCUCAUGGCUUACAACUGCGACGGUGAGCUCUCAGUCAGCAGUCAGUCAUCUCAUACAAAUAUAUUAACGAAACUAUUUUUGGGGUCCUGAAAACAGACAUUAAGGCGACGAUAUCAUAAAAGAAACCACGACUUACGGAGGAGGAUUAGACAGAACCAAAAGUGUGAGCCAGAUUCUGAUUGGGAUUAGCCGAUAAGCUGGUAUCAAUGCUGCAUUUCGUUUAUUUGCAACGUUUAUCUCAACGAAAGGAAUAUUAAGCCAAACCGGUUUUGGCUCUCUGCAGUAAGUUGUGUUCUUUCCGCUUUAAUGAGGUUAUUUUCGGCUUGCAUAGCGCCUCGAAACGCCAGUCUUUUAAACCGUAACGUUCUGGUCGACAUCCCCUUGGAAAAAUAUGGAUCAAAGAUUUCACCACAUGUGGCUUUUAAGUGGUUCUAAUAAUUGUUAUUAUUUACCAUACUUUUGUUUUCCAUUGCAAAGCAAUCACUGAUUUAUUUAUUUAUUCGAUUUUUAAGUUCUGAUUUCACCUAAUUAGUCAUUUUUUAAACCUUAUUGUAAAUUAACUGACG
Messenger RNA from Drosophila melanogaster (fruit fly), 966 nucleotides. RefSeq lists its product as uncharacterized. Bases 212 to 490 code for a protein of 92 amino acids. NCBI's taxonomy places the organism in Eukaryota, Metazoa, Arthropoda, Insecta, Diptera, Drosophilidae. The record is from RefSeq and is marked reviewed. The transcript has 3 exons.